AUGGAGAAACAGACCAGCCUAGCCAUUUUCUCUGGUGGAUUUGCAAAUGUCUUGGAAGAACAGUGGCAAGUCGAUGUGCAGCUCAAGGCAGGGGACAGUGACGAUGGUGCAACUAUCUCCGCCCACAAACUUGUUCUGGCCGCAAGAUCUAAGGUGUUUAGGAAGAUGCUGGAGCAGGAUGAGUCCAAAGCUUCGUUAGGAAUGGAGAUAAUCACUCUCUCAGAGAUGAAACACGAAGAGGUAAAAGCUUUGGUUGAGUUCUUGUACAGUGAUGGCACCAUGCCUUGUGAAGAAAUGCAUGCUCGGUCACUCUAUCUCGCGGCCGAUAAGUAUGAGAUUCCACAUCUACGAAAUCUAUGCAGAAACCAGCUCAUAUCUUCUUUAAAUUUGUCUAAUGCUCUUGACAUUUUGGAGCUUGCCCAAAUCCCUUUCGACAACGCCCUCAACGACGCUGCAUUAGUGUUUAUCAAAACAAAUAUAUCAAAAAUUGUUAGCUCGGAUGAGUUGAAGUUGUUUGCAGCCAGUAACCCAAAUCUUACAAUAGAGAUAAUGAAGGCUUCGUUUAAACGGACUAGAAACAACGAUUACUAUUACUGUUAUAGCUGUGGCCGUUGGUAG
Eutrema salsugineum is the source of this 618-nucleotide messenger RNA. RefSeq names its product putative BTB/POZ domain-containing protein At2g40440. The transcript has 2 exons. The record is from RefSeq and is a predicted model, not a curated record. NCBI's taxonomy places the organism in Eukaryota, Viridiplantae, Streptophyta, Magnoliopsida, Brassicales, Brassicaceae. Gene Ontology annotation, molecular function: protein binding. The coding region runs from base 1 to 618 and encodes 205 amino acids.